UUUCAAUUGCUUUGUUUCAGAAUUCAUCACCAGCGAACGAGGUAUAUCUAUGACUUAUUUUAUAAACGAGAAGCUAUUUCACGGGAGCUCUACGAGUUUUGUCUGGCUGCUAAAAUCGCUGACGCUCAACUGAUAGCUAAGUGGAAAAAGCAAGGCUAUGAAAAUCUUUGCUGUCUGAGGUGCGUCCAAACGAGAGACACCAACUUCGGAACAAACUGCAUAUGUCGCGUACCUAAGAGUAAGCUCGAUGCAGAGAGAGUCAUUGAAUGUGUUCACUGUGGUUGUCGAGGUUGUUCUGGUUGA
Ostertagia ostertagi is the source of this 303-nucleotide messenger RNA. The record is from the annotation of a GenBank genome assembly. Lineage: Eukaryota; Metazoa; Nematoda; Chromadorea; Rhabditida; Trichostrongylidae.